Molecule: messenger RNA, 583 nt
Organism: Scutellospora calospora
Lineage: Eukaryota; Fungi; Glomeromycota; Glomeromycetes; Diversisporales; Gigasporaceae
Source: the annotation of a GenBank genome assembly
UAAAAAAUAUGAUGAUAUGAAGGCUGAUUAUUUUGGUACAGAUACAUAUGAUAAAAUUCCAUACUUUACUUUAAAGAACAAAAGGAUUGAACUUUUUGAAAAGGUUCUCGAAAUAUAUGAAAUAGGAGAUUUUAAUGAUAAUAAUGAUCAAUAUGAAAUUGAAGAUUAUUUUUCUUAUCAUAAAGAAAUUGAAUCUUAUGAUCUUCUAAUAUUCAAUAUUAAAUAUAAAAAAAUGAAGACGCUUGCUGAAGAUUUCAAAAAAUUAUUUAAUUUAAUAGUUAAAGAGGUUUAUAAUAGAUCUUUGAAGGAAAAUGAUAUAGAGAUAGAGUUUUAUUCAUUUCAAAAUAAGGUUUUUGAUAAACAAAAUAUAUUAAAUACAUUAGAUAGGUUUAAAUACAAUGGUUAUAGAUAUUUUAUUUUAAUUACAUUUUAUGAUUUUAUAAUGGAGAAAGAUUUUACAAAUAGGUUUGGAGAGUACCUUAUAUCUUACGAUAAUGAGUCAAAGGCUAAUACAAUUAUUAUUAAAUUUAAAUAUAAUAUUCUAUUCUUGUCUAUAUCUACAAUUUAUAAAAAUUUCAAGUAA